GCGUGCUCGAAUUCACAAAACCCAAUCGUGUUGUGGUGUGUAAAUAACAGGCAAAGAAGGAAAAGUUUCUUCACUUUAACGCUUAAAAGAACAUUCUAAAGCAAAACAAAAUCAAAAUGAUUCGCAACAUUCGUUUCCUUCGUUCUGCAAUCGGUAAAAGCUUCUCGACCGCCAAUCAGACUGCAAAGUGGAAUGCCGGUGUCGUUACUCAAUCGGCGAACGGUAUUGCAACAUGUGCCGUCAGACCGUUAUCAGUGAUGCCGGGUACCGGCAUUAACCAGAACGGCGUUUUCUCCAUCGCUAGCCGGCAGAUUCACACCAAAGGGGAGCGGGAGCUUGUGGAAUUCCUGGCGGAAGAAAUCGUUGCCGAGAAAAAGGCAAGCCCGACCACCAACAUUCCGACCUCGUUGAAUGGGUUUAAGAUCACCUGCAAUAAGGCUGAUGUGGAGCUGACGAAAUCUUCGGAGCGUGAAAAGGUUGUCAUUUCGUUCAACGUGAAUCAUACGGUCGACAUGGAUGGGGAUGAGGCCGAUGCCACCGAAAACAAGCCGGAGUUUUCCGCCAUGAAAAGCCGUCCACAGUUUGAGGUCGAUAUUACGCGUGGAGGAACCACACUCUCGUUCACGUGCUCCUAUUUGCCAGGAGAGGCACAGGAAGGAGAAUACAAUGAUGUGUUUGGCAUCGACGAAGUGACCAUCUACCAGGGUGAAUGGAACGACAAAGUGUACGCCGUUGCCGGAGACGUGCUGGAUGGGUAUCUCUAUGAUCUCCUCAUGAACUUCCUGGAAGAGAAGGGCGUUAGCAAUGAGUUUGCCGAAAAGAUGUCCGACUUUGCCAGCACGUACGAACACGCCAAGUACGUGGAGCUGCUCGAGGCCAUCUCAAAGUUCACCGUUGAGCAGAAGUAGUGUUCCACUAAGCAUCAAUCUUAUUUGUCGCAUCGAUGAGCCCAUAUUCAACGCCGUGUUACAGGGGCGUUAUCCCUUUUUGCAUUUUUGUUAUCGCCAGCCCGAUCAUCCCGUAAAAACCUUGUAGAGCAUGGAAACAUCAUAUUACUCAGUGUCAUAGUUUAAUAGAAUAUCGUCACAAAAUAAAACGAUACAA
Molecule: messenger RNA, 1104 nt
Organism: Anopheles coustani
Lineage: Eukaryota; Metazoa; Arthropoda; Insecta; Diptera; Culicidae
Gene: P32
Product: complement component 1 Q subcomponent-binding protein, mitochondrial
Exons: 5
Coding region: 117-908 (263 amino acids)
Biological process (GO): cytosolic ribosome assembly
Cellular component (GO): mitochondrial matrix
Source: RefSeq, a predicted model, not a curated record